AGUGACCCUAGGCCUCUUCCAGGAGAGUCCCUGGUCCCAGCCAGCGGGAGCGGCUUCUCCAGUUUGUGGCUCUCGGAGAGUUCGCCUCGUCCCUCCCUCUCAGAUAACCACCUAUUUCUGACCUCUGGAGGCCGGGCUGAGCCCGGAAUUUUAUGACCAGCGCCCGCUGGCCGUCGUCACCCUCUAAUUUCUCGCAAAACUCCCGGGGACCCUUCUUAAUGUCAGUAGCCACAGUCGCCGCCGCUCCUGCGCCUAGAAGCCUUCCACGACCCUCAACCCCACAGAGCCCCGAGCUGGCUCGGGUUCCCGCAGGAUACACUGCCCGCCCAGUGGCCUGGAGGGCGCGUCCCGGGCUCCCCUACGCCUUUUGGAAUCAGCGACAGACGCCGGUAUAAAAGAGAGCCUCCACUCCCACCUCUCCAGGGCUCCCCACCCGCUCCUUCUGGCCGCUUUCUCCUGAAAGAGCAAGGCACCCCUAGAAGCUUCAGGCUCCUCCACAGGCGAGUGCCUACCCACCUAUCAGGAACCCCAGCAUGUUAAUUGAACUUGAUCACCCAGUUGAAGGCAGAAUAAUAGUAGAUGUUGGAUCUUCAGGAAGCUGAAGAGGGCAGUGCCCAGAAAUACCUGUCUUGAUAGGGGGAUUUGAGCUGAACCAAAGCAUCAACACCAGUCAGACUGUUUCCGAAGAACUAGAGUUUUCUGGGUCAGCAAUGGAAAGCCUCAGAGGGAAUACUGCUCAGGGUCCUACAAAUGAAGAAGACUAUAAAAAUGAAGGCCAAUUAUCAAGGCAAACAAAAUGUCCUGCACAGAAGAAAUCCUCUUUUGAGAACACAGUAGUCAGAAAAGUGUCAGUGACACUCAAAGAAAUUUUCACAGGGGAGGAAGGCCCUGAAUCCAGUGAAUUUAGUCUAAGCCCAAACCUUGACGCACAACAGAAAAUUCCAAAGGGAGAUGGAUCCCCAAUAUCUAGGAAAAACUCCAAAGAUAAUUCAGACUUAAUUAAACACCAGAGACUUUUCUCACAAAGAAAACCUUGUAAAUGCAAUGAAUGUGAAAAAGCCUUUAGUUACCAAUCAGACCUUCUUGUACACAGUAGAAUUCAUGGUGGAGAAAAGCCUUUUGAAUGCAACAAAUGUGGGAAAUCUUUCAGCCGAAGUACACACCUUAUUGAACAUCAAAGAACUCACACUGGAGAGAAACCUUAUGAAUGCAAUGAAUGUGGAAAAGCUUUUAGCCGGAGCACACAUCUUAGUCUACAUCAGAGAAUCCAUACUGGAGAAAAACCAUAUGAAUGUAGUGAAUGUGGAAAAGCCUUUAGCCGAAGCACUAACCUUAGUCAGCAUCAGCGAACUCAUACUCAAGAAAGGCCUUACAAAUGUAAUGAAUGUGGGAAAGCCUUCGGUGACCGUUCAACCAUAAUUCAGCAUCAACGAAUACACACUGGAGAGAAUCCCUAUGAAUGCAGUAAAUGUGGAAAAGCUUUCACUUGGAUCUCAUCGCUUAUUGAACAUCAGAGAACACACACUGGGGAGAACCCCUAUGAGUGCAGUGAAUGUGGGAAAGUGUUCAGUCGAAGCUCGUCUCUUACAGAACAUCAGAGAAUCCACAGUGGAGAAAAGCCUCACGAGUGUAGAGUGUGUGGAAAGGGCUUCAGUCGAGGCUCAUCCCUUAUUAUUCAUCAGAGAACUCAUACCGGGGAGAAGCCAUACAAAUGUAAUGACUGUGGAAAAGCCUUCUGUCAGAGUUCAACUCUGAUCAGACAUCAGCACCUUCAUACUAAAGAGUAAUAUCUGAGCUUUUAUUAAUGUUAGCAUAAGAACACAUAUACCUAACCUCCCACCACUGAAAUACAUAUAUUUCAAGUAUAUAUAUACUUGUUCUAAUUUUCUUUUAUUAGAUACCUAUACCUGUUUUAAGCUUUCAUUCGUUCUUUCCAUCCAUCUAUCCUUCUUUCCUCUCCCCUCCCUUCUUCCCUCCUUCCCUCCUUCCUACUUUUUCUCCCUCUCCCUGUUCUUUCUUUCUCUUUUCUCAAAUAAGUUCACAAUAAAACAAAGGGAUGACUCAAAAAACAUAACAUAUGAAAUCUAAUAUUCUGAAGGGCUCCAACUUUAGAGUAUAAAGCUAUCUGACACCUUGUAGUUUCUCUGCUAAUCUAUUCCUUCAAGCGUGGGUCCCCGAACCACCAGGUUCUCCUCUGUUUUCUAACCACAUCAGCCCCUGCACAUGAAGAGAAAAUCCUGUGUGUGUGUCUUCAUACUUUCUGGCUCUAGUACCAGAAGAGAGGGAUCUGGCUUCAGAGCAGGACUGAAAACUUCUCACCAGUCUGGGGAUAAUAGUGUUGAGGCAAAUUCAUUCUCUUGACUUGCAAAAACAGAUUUUUCUCAUCUUCCUCCUUCUCUCACCUUUUUUGCAGUAGCAUUUUUCCUCAAAGUAUAACUCAUUUUUUUACUAAUGCUUAACUAAUCCUAGUGUUAUUUUAUCAUAUUUUUACCAAGAAUGUUCUAAAAAUCUUGGAGACGUUCCUCCAUGAUCUUGGGAAAAAAAGUUGCCAAAUGCUGUGCUGUUUUUUUUGUUUGUUUUUAAUUUUCUUUCAUUUACAGAUUUCAUGAAACUUAUAUUCUGUGGCUUUGACCCUCACCAAUCUUGGAAGAUUGAUCUCUCAAGGACAAACCCAGUGCCUAUUUCUCAGUCCUUUUUCUACUUGACAUUUGCAGAAUUGGCACUUUUUGCCACUGUUAUGCCUUAAAUCUUGAGCUUCUUUCUUUCAGGAUCCAUGAUUCUGUGCUGAUCUACACUUUUCCUACCUCUCAGCAUUUCUUUGAUUGUCAAUGAUCAGCUCUGUGAUUUGGGGCAAGGGUUAGGCCAGAAUAAUCUCAUUUUAUCAAGUUAUAAAACUUGAGGUAGUGCAACUAGAUUAUACACUUCUUGAAGACAGAAAUCUUGGUUUGUUUGUUGUUUUAUUUUUGAGAGAAGGUCUUGCUGUGUUGCCCAGGCUGGAGUGCAAUGGCACAAUCAUAGCUCACUGUAGCCUUGAACUCCUGGGCUCCUGCCACAGCCUCCUGAGUAGCUAGGGCUGCAAGUGUGUACCACCACACCCACAAUUUUAAAGUUUUUUUGUGGAGACAGGAUCUCACUAUAUUGGCAAGGCUGGCCUCCAUCUCCUGAACUCAAACAAUUCUCCCACCUCGGCUUCCGAAAACACUGACAUUACAGGUAUGAGCCACCACACCUGCCAGAAAUCUUGUUUUUGAUUGAUAUAAAACAUCACAAAGUACUGAGUAGACACUAAAUGCUCUGUAAUUAUUGCUCACUGAUUCCUCUUUAUCUGUAAUCAAUCAACUUGACUUUAUUUGAUAUGGAUUAAUAAUUGAUUUCUUUCUCUCUUUCUACUGCUGCUUCCAAGUUCUUGGUACCUUGUGCCUAGAUUACUAAAUUGAUCACUGUUGACUCACUACCAUUAUCUAGCUCCUUACUAAACUACUACUUUGUUAAAAAAAAAAUAGUCAUUUCCCAGUGACCUCUGCCCCAAAUGUAAACUUCUUUAACCUAAAGGUCUUUCAUAGUUUGAUCUACUUAUUUACUUCCUUUCUCUUCUCAAAGAUAAUACAUGCGGGCAGGCCUGUUUUGUCCCUACUAUACCCUCUUCUCACACUUUUCUUCUUUUCAAACUGUUCCUUGGCACUUCUACAUGUCCUACUUUCUUCAUUGUAUUCCAGAAACCCUAUCCACCCUUUUUUAAAGGCCACGCUCAUAUCCUGACUCUGUGACACUUUCAGUCCCCUGCCUUCUUAGAAAUCCUUUGUAGUGAUGGUUUGCAUUAUUCUCCUGUAUUAGACACCUUCUUUACUGUUUUCUGGUUCUUUCACAAGUACUUUUUUACAUAAGCUGUUUUGAAGUUGUAAAUCAUCCUAAAUCUUUUAUAAGCCUCAUAUAAUACAUAGUACAAUGCCAGCCUGGACUCUAGUUUUAAUCUAAAUACAUAGGGUUUAAUUUAGCAGCAUAAUCUUUUUAGUCUUUUGAAUGAUGAGGUAACCUCAUAGGUAUUUUGGCCCAUUUUGCUUUUCCUUGAAUUACAUAUAUAACUGACUAUUUAGACUGACUCCUUUAGAUCUCCUGGGAUGCUGACCUCUUGGCUUUCCAAUUCAUGAGACUAUUGUAAAGAAUAAGUGAGUUCAUUCAUGUAAAGUAGUAAAACAGUGCCUGACAUAAAGUAAAUGCUCAAUAAAUUCUAAUUGUUAUGAUUCUAGUGAUUCA
This is a messenger RNA of Pan troglodytes (chimpanzee), 4254 nucleotides long. It is a transcript of the gene ZNF391, whose product is annotated as zinc finger protein 391. Gene Ontology annotation, cellular component: nucleoplasm. Lineage: Eukaryota; Metazoa; Chordata; Mammalia; Primates; Hominidae. The record is from RefSeq and is a predicted model, not a curated record. Gene Ontology annotation, molecular function: RNA polymerase II cis-regulatory region sequence-specific DNA binding; DNA-binding transcription repressor activity, RNA polymerase II-specific. Gene Ontology annotation, biological process: regulation of immune system process; regulation of cytokine production; negative regulation of transcription by RNA polymerase II. The coding region runs from base 711 to 1787 and encodes 358 amino acids. The transcript is spliced from 3 exons.